CCGACGGAUGUAUAUGUUUUUAAACUACCCCUUUAGCUAGCUAGCUUACCCGAGGCAAUUGUUUUGUUUUCAAAAAUAUUAUCGAUACUUGCUUUAUUAUAGCUUACUGGGUGCUUCAUAUUGUAAAGCUACUCACUCUCUCGUCAUCAUGGACGAGGAAUAUUACGAAAGGAAUAUUGGAGACUGGGAUGGUCCGGAUGGCAAUCAGGACGACUAUGUUGAAGGGGAGAACGAUGGGAAAGUUCAGGAGGACUGCCUACAGAAGUUCUCCAGCAGAGAUUACAUCAUGGAGCCUGCUGUCUUCAACACCCUCAAAACAUAUUUCCAGGCUGGUGGCUCCCCUGAACAUGUCAUCCAGCUCCUGUCGGAGAACUACUCUGCCGUGGCACAGACUGUCAACCUGCUGGCAGAGUGGCUCAUCCAGAUGGGUGUAGAGCCUGCUCAGGUGCAGGAGCGGGUAGAGAAUCACUUGAAAAGUCUCCUGAUCAAGCACUUUGACCCCCAGAAGGCAGACUCCAUUUUUACUGUAGAGGGAGAGACUCCUGCCUGGCUGGAACAGAUGAUCGCCCACACCACCUGGAGAGACCUUUUCUACAAGCUGGCCGAGGCCCACCCUGACUGUCUGAUGCUCAACUUCACUGUCAAACUCAUCUCAGAUGCGGGCUACCAGGGGGAGAUCACCAGUGUGUCGACAGCGUGCCAGCAGCUGGAGGUGUUCUCCAGGGUCCUAAGGACCUCUCUGGCCACGCUGCUGGAUGGAGGAGAGGACAACCUAGAGAAGAACCUGCCAGAAUUCGCUAAGAUGGUGUGUCACGGGGAGCACACAUACCUGUUUGCCCAGGCCAUGAUGUCCAUCAUGUCUCAGGAGGAGCAGGGGGGGUCGGCCAUGCGCAGGAUCGGCCAGGAAGUACAGAAGUCUGCACAUCAGCGGGGCCAUGAUGCCAGUCAGAUUACUCUGGCAUUGGGCACAGCAGCAGCCUACCCUCGAGCCUGCCAGGCCCUGGGCGCAAUGCUGUCCAAAGGGGCACUCAACCCUGCCGACAUCACUGUGCUCUUCAAGAUGUUCAGCAGCAUGGACCCACCUCCCGUAGAGCUGAUCCGAGUGCCUGCGUUCCUCGACCUGUUCAUGCAGUCGCUAUUCAAGCCGGGCUCAAAGAUCAACCAGGACCAUAAACACAAAUACAUUCACAUCCUGGCCUAUGCUGCCAGUGUGGUUGAAACAUGGAAAAAGAACAAGCGAGUGAACAUCAACAAGGACGAGCUUAAAUCCACCUCCAAGGCCAUUGAGACGGUCCAUAACCUGUGUUGCAAUGAGAAUAAAGGAGCCACAGAACUGGUGGCUGAGCUCAGCACCCUGUACCAGUGCAUCCGGUUCCCAGUUGUUGCCAUGGGGGUACUGAAGUGGGUUGAUUGGACGGUCUCUGAGCCCCGCUACUUCCAGCUCCAGACAGACCACACCCCUGUCCACCUGGCACUUCUGGACGAGAUCAGCACCUGUCACCAGCUUCUGCACCCACAGGUCCUCCAUCUACUGAUCAAGCUCUUUGAGACCGAACACUCCCAGCUCGACGUCAUGGAGCAGAUGGAACUGAAGAAGACCCUGUUGGACCGUAUGGUCCACCUGCUGAGUCGAGGCUACGUGCUGCCUGUGGUCGGAUACAUCCGCAAGUGCCUGGAGAAGCUCAACACAGACAUCUCUCUCAUCCGCUACUUUGUAACGGAGGUGUUGGAUGUGAUUGCCCCUCCGUACACUUCAGACUUUGUCCAGCUGUUCCUGCCCAUCCUGGAGAACGACAGCAUCGCUGGCACAAUACGCACAGAGGGAGAACACGAUCCUGUGGCUGAGUUUAUAGCUCACUGCAAAUCCAACUUCAUCAUGAUGAACUGAGAAUGACGCUGGUGGGUCCACCUUGGAUGAGGAUGUAGUGGGAAAACCAGGGAGGGGCAGAAGGCGUGACCUCAGUUAUGAGCCAAUCAUACCUUGACGUGUUGUAUGGACCGGUGGAAGAGGAAUAGAACAAUUUUGAGGCAGACCAUUUUCAUAGACUGACCUGCGAUUUUGCGUUCUCUUCAAAUGUGGCGUAAACACAUGACUUUGAGAAUUAAAAGGAUGUUGUAGUGUAUCAUUGCUUAUCACAGUUAAUAAGGGUCUGGAGGUUUGAGGAUAACUUGUUUUACAGUGCAGCUCCAUCAUUGGUUUCACUGUUGUUUCCAUUGGUAUGUGCCAAGGUUUCAAAAUCCAUUUUCUGUUGCAUUGUCUUUUGAUUUUUAUAAAUGUUAAAAUGACUGCUCAAAAGAUAAAUGUUCAUUGAAAAGUU
This is a messenger RNA of Oncorhynchus nerka (sockeye salmon), 2318 nucleotides long. RefSeq names its product negative elongation factor complex member C/D (gene nelfcd). Lineage: Eukaryota; Metazoa; Chordata; Actinopteri; Salmoniformes; Salmonidae. The transcript is spliced from 15 exons. Gene Ontology annotation, cellular component: nucleus; NELF complex. Gene Ontology annotation, biological process: negative regulation of transcription elongation by RNA polymerase II. The coding region runs from base 149 to 1888 and encodes 579 amino acids. The record is from RefSeq and is a predicted model, not a curated record. Gene Ontology annotation, molecular function: RNA binding.